ACGAUGAAGUUGUAGAGAUGCUUUCCUACGUGAUUGCCACCCUGGGCUCAGCAGGGGCCACCUGCAAAGACUCCACCUGCAACAACAGCACCAAGGAUUACUGCUACAGCGCUCGCAUCCGCAGCACUGUGCUGCAGGGGCUGCCGUUUGGUGGCGUGCCCACUGUCUUAGCCCUCGACUUCAUGUGCUUUCUUGCACUGCUGUUUGUCUUCUCAAUUCUUCGUAAAGUUGCUUGGGACUAUGGACGUCUGGCCCUGGUGACUGAUGCUGACAGGCACCGGCGCUGGCAGACGGAGCGAGAGGAGCGGGAAUACGUGGCCUCUGCUCUGCACUCUGACAACCAUGACCGCUACGAGCGCCUCACCUCUGUCUCUAGCUCUGUGGAUUUUGAUCAGCGGGACAACGGUUUCUGCUCCUGGCUGACAGCCAUCUUCAGGAUAAAGGAUGAUGAGAUCCGGGACAAGUGUGGGGGCGACGCAGUGCAUUACCUCUCCUUCCAGAGGCACAUCAUCGGGCUGCUGGUCGCUGUGGGUGUGCUCUCUGUGGGCAUCGUGUUACCUGUCAACUUCUCAGGGGACUUGCUAGAAAACAAUGCCUACAGCUUUGGGAGGACAACUAUUGCCAACCUGAAUUCAGGGAAUAACCUGCUGUGGCUGCACACGUCCUUUGCCUUCCUGUACCUGCUGCUGACAGUGUACAGCAUGCGCCGACACACCUCCAAGAUGCGCUACAAAGAGGAUGACUUGGUGAAACGAACUCUUUUCAUCAAUGGGAUCUCAAAGUAUGCUGAGCCAGAGAAGAUCAAGAAGCAUUUUGAAGAGGCCUACGCCAACUGCACCGUUCUGGAGGCUCGUCCCUGCUAUGAUGUGGCCAGGCUGAUGUUCCUCGAUGCAGAGAGGAAGAAGGCUGAGCGUGGGAGAAUCUACUUCACCAACCUGCAGAGCAAGGAGAACACCCCUUCCAUGAUCAACCCCAAGCCCUGUGGCCACCUGUGCUGCUGUGUCAUCAGGGGCUGUGAGGAGGUGGAGGCCAUUGAGUACUACACUAAGCUGGAGGAGAAGCUCAAAGAUGACUACAAGCGGGAGAAGGAGAAGGUGAAUGAGAAGCCUUUGGGGAUGGCCUUUGUCACCUUCCACAACGAGACUAUUACGGCCAUAAUCCUCAAAGACUUCAACGCUUGCAAGUGCCAGGGCUGUGCAUGCCGUGGGGAGCCCCGAGCCUCCUCCUGCAGCGAGUCCCUCCAUGUCUCCAACUGGACAGUCAGCUAUGCCCCUGACCCACAGAACAUCUACUGGGAGCAUCUUUCCAUCCGGGGCUUCAUCUGGUGGAUUCGCUGCCUAGUUAUCAACGUGGUCCUAUUCAUCCUCCUCUUCUUCCUCACCACACCUGCUAUCAUCAUCACUACUAUGGACAAGUUCAAUGUCACUAAGCCUGUGGAGUACCUCAAUAACCCCAUAAUCACUCAGUUCUUCCCCACGCUGUUGCUGUGGUGCUUCUCUGCUCUGCUGCCCACCAUUGUCUAUUACUCUGCUUUCUUCGAAGCACACUGGACCAGGUCUGGAGAGAACAGGACAACCAUGCACAAGUGUUACACCUUCCUCAUCUUCAUGGUCUUGCUGCUGCCUUCACUGGGCCUGAGCAGCUUGGAUGUGUUUUUCCGCUGGUUAUUUGACAAGAAGUUCCUGGCUGAAGCUGCAGUACGAUUUGAGUGUGUGUUUCUGCCAGAUAACGGGGCCUUCUUUGUGAAUUAYGUCAUCGCCUCUGCUUUCAUUGGGAAUGCCAUGGACCUGCUGCGCAUCCCUGGCUUGCUCAUGUAUAUGAUCCGCCUCUGCCUGGCCCGCUCAGCCGCUGAGCGGCGAAACGUCAAGCGACACCAGGCCUACGAGUUUCAGUUUGGGGCUGCUUAUGCCUGGAUGAUGUGUGUCUUCACUGUGGUCAUGACGUAUAGCAUCACCUGUCCCAUCAUUGUGCCCUUUGGGCUCAUGUACAUGCUGCUUAAGCACCUGGUGGACCGGUACAACCUGUAUUAUGCCUACCUGCCUGCCAAGCUGGACAAGAAGAUCCAUUCAGGGGCUGUGAACCAGGUUGUGGCAGCCCCCAUCCUCUGUCUCUUCUGGCUUCUCUUCUUCUCCACCAUGCGUGCAGGGUUCCUGGCCCCGACUUCCAUGUUCACCUUUGUGGUCCUUGUGAUCACCAUUGUGAUCUGUCUGUGUCACGUCUGCUUCGGGCACUUCAAAUACCUCAGCGCUCACAACUACAAGAUUGACCACACAGAGGUGGAUGCUAUAGAAAGCAGGCAGAAUGGGAGACCUGCCACCAAUUUGCCAGCUCCAAAAUCCGCAAAGUACAUUGCCCAAGUGCUGCAGGACUCCUCACCCGAGGGCGAAGCAACCGAGUCCGAGGAGCAGGGGUCCCAGGAUGAAGAGCUYAUCAACGGGGAUGGCAUGAAUGACACGGAUUUCCAGUCAUGUGAGGACAGCCUGAUAGAGAACGAGAUCCACCAGUAGGGACCUGAGAGGGAGUGAGGGAAAGGAGUCCCAGGCGCUGGGCAGGCUGCCGCACAUGGAGGCAGAGAGAAAAACACUGAAUGAAGUGCGCAGGCAGGGAGGGUGCCAGCUGCUGCCAUUGCCCACCCCCAGGGCCACUACCUUCAGCGAGGGCAGGGGCGCUGAGGCUCUCCAUUUCCCUGCCUCCUCCACCCCUGCCACUGCUCCAUCRGGCACCCAGGGAGCAGCAGUGAGGGGCAUGCUCCUUGCUAGCCACCUUCUUGGACACACAUCCAGACCGCACAACCCCAGGGGCUGGGGAGGAAGGUGACUUUUACCCUUGCUGAACUGCUUUUGUGAACCAGGAGGACCCAAGGAGAGCAGGAACAUUGGGUGCUUUGUGGGGAUAGGGUGAGCACUGGGGACAGGGGGAGCCUUCAGGCACCUCUGGGACUCUAGGGACGGAUKGAUCCUUUGACCUCCGUUCUCCUGAAAAAGGAACACUAAUAACUUAUUAGAUUUUCAGGAAAGCAAUGAACACAAAGCUUUAACUGGCAUAUUGGCAGCAAAGGGCUGGGAAGGGAGGCGGCUUUGAGCYGCCGGGAACUGUUGUGUCUAUGCAGAGCUGCUCUCCCUUCUCUCUACGGCCGGAUGGGCCCUUGCUCUGCCGUGGCUAUCCACUACACCCACCCACACACCCAAACACACACCCUGUGCUCCCACCGCCUGCCCACAGCAGGAGCUCGUGUCGACCCUGGGCUGGGUGAGGGCUGGAACACUGCAUUGAGCAGCUGCCCCCCCCAUGCAAUGUGAGGGGCGCUGAGGGCAUUCCUUACUUCYAGGAGACCUCUUUCCUGGGUGAUGCCCCCUACCCCUCCCCAGGCUUGCAGCUGGGGGGACACUGCAUCCUUUUAAGUAGCAUUUUUUUGCACAUUUUUGCUCCCCUUUCAAACAAAACCUGACCCCCACGUGCUGCCCCAGCUCCCUGUGCCGCCCUGUGUCUGCACAGCCUCGAUGGGCACAGGGAGGGCUGGGUUGGUGUGGUGGGAGUCUCCUGGGUGCUAUGGAGAGGGGAGAGGGGCCUGGACCACACAGCCCCCCAGCACAGGCGGAGGCGAGCGUGCUUGGUGACCCCUGGGUCGCUGCCUUCCCUGUACUURCAGGUCUCAACUCAAUGCAGGAGGUGGUCACAGAGGGAGGGAGCCUCUCCCAGGCAGCCCACUGCUUCCGCGAGGCCAAGGGCCCCGUGCAGCUGUGCUGGCUUUAUUUAUAUGCUUCACGCCCAGUGUGAGAGGGGGAAGCCGUUCCUGCACCCUCUCUGCCCUUGCUGCCCUCCCUGGCAAUGACAGUGUCCCCAAGGCAGGGAGGGGACAGAAAGGAUGCCAGAGGAUCCUAGGCCAGGGGCAGGUCUAAGGCUCAAGACCUGCAGGUGGGAGCAGGCAGAGGAUGUAGACUGGAGCCCCUGGCACACGCAGGGCCCUGUAACCCUCUUUGAAGGUUCUUGGGAGGGCAUUUCUGGGGUCAGGAUCACUUGCCCUCAGUUGCUUCCUCCCUUACCCUUGUGUAAAAUGUAAAGGAAAAAAAUAAAUCUCCCUGCUAUUGAGCUGUAUUUAUUUCCCCAAAUCCCCUGCCACCAUCAUGUUUGGUGCUCAUUGCUGACACUACCGCCUUCCCUUGCCUGUCUUCGGAAGGCUGCUCUGGCUUGCUGGAGCCAAGCCUGGUGCCCUGUAGCUGGCUCUCCUGGGGCUUUGGGAAGGGGACAGUCAUUUACCAUUUUAUUCACUAUUUCUGGCCCUGGGGCUCAAAGCACUUUAUAGACCCAAAUGAUUGAAGAUUCAGCCCUUCCAGCUCUGGCCUGGGAAAGGGCAGUCACAACUGAUUGCUUCUUUAUUCCCCCUCUCCCCCUGUUAGAGGAGGGGAUCCUGAGGCACAGAGCAGGCAAAGGGCUUGUCCUGGGUCACACGGCUCCAGGAAGGAUGUAGCUGACUUUUCCAUACACCUCUCUAAUAGGAAUUCCAGGCCUGGAAGAGCUAGGGGGCAGAAGGGAAGAGACAUGGAAGCAGGAGAGGGCAGGCUCUGUCUGGCCUCGAGGCUCCAGAUGAGCUGGAGAACGUGCAGGGUGCGGGAAGGCACAUUGGCUUGUUGUCCAUCCCCUUCUGGGACAGGCUCUAAUGAAAUCUGCAUGUGAGAUGAGAGCUCCCAGCACAGUUGUGGGUUGGAGAGGCAAGGAUGUUGAUCCUGCUUCCAUAUUCCCGUGCCCAUUUAGCACCCUUCUUCCCCGUGGCRGGCUGGCUCCGAUCCCUGCACGGGCGGUUGUGGCUCCAGGGCUGCGCCUGUAGCUGUUGGGGCCAUGGUCGGGCUCUGCCCACGGAGGCCUGUGCUCUCAUUGGC
Molecule: messenger RNA, 4877 nt
Organism: Nothoprocta perdicaria
Lineage: Eukaryota; Metazoa; Chordata; Aves; Tinamiformes; Tinamidae
Gene: TMEM63B
Product: transmembrane protein 63B
Exons: 23
Coding region: 18-2507 (829 amino acids)
Cellular component (GO): plasma membrane
Molecular function (GO): calcium-activated cation channel activity
Source: RefSeq, a predicted model, not a curated record